GCCACAAUGGCCCGUAAUGAAGAAAAGGCUCAGUCCAUGCUCUACCGUUUCCGCGAAGCCCAGGCGGCCGAGCUUGGGCUGGGGACGCGCGCGGACCGCAGGCCGCGGAUGGCGAGUGCUUGCAAGAGUUUGCGGGAAUGUGAGCGAUGGCGAGGAGAGAUUCUCAGGGAGAUUAGUCGGAAAGUCUCAAAGAUCCAGGACGCUGGUCUAACUGACUAUGAAGUCCGAGACCUCAAUGACGACAUUAACAAGCUGUUGAGGGAGAAGAGGCAUUGGGAGAACCAGAUCGUCGCGCUUGGAGGUGCGAACUACAGGCGAAAUGUCGCAAUGUUGGACGACGAUGGAAAGGAAGUGCCGGGGACGAAGGGAUACAAGUACUUCGGUCGAGCAAAAGAUCUUCCUGGCGUCCGCGAACUCUUCCAGAGCAAGAAGAAGGAAGAGGACGAAGAGAACCAAGUACAAGCGUACUACAAAAAGUUCAUGAACCAAGGGCCCACAUAUUUCGGCGACCUCGACGAGUCAGACGGCAAGCUGCUCGAGUUUGAGCGGCACGCAGAGGAAGAAGAGUGGGAAGACGCAUACGCGCACCUCCGGAAAGCCCUCGGCCUCCCAGAAGACGAGCCAAUACCGCCCCUGCCGCGCUCGUCAGCAACAGCAGCGCUGACGAUCACAGACUUCGCGAACGGCGAGGCACUGCCCAAGCGCAAAGCCCCCGACGGCGACGCAGACGCCGAGAUGGAGGACGAGCAAACCGCAGACGCAUCGAAACGGCCAAAGACGGACGGCACGCCACAGCCGGCCGCGAACGAACAAGAGACGAGCCCGGAGGCGGUUGCGCUGGCGCAUGCGCGCGCGACGGCGGCGUAUAUACCCUUCUUGUCCCCGGACCAACUGGUGUCGCCGAAGAUGCCAACACGGGAGGAGAUGGGUGAGUUCCUGUUGGGUUUGAGGAAGCAAGCGUUGGUAGAAGAGUAUUUUGGGGACCAGCAGGCGUAGGCAUGUUCUUCACUUUUGUGUAUUGUACGGAGAUCGAUACUUCGCUUUGCUGUACUGACAAGGCUUUCCCGUAACACAAAGUGUGUUAGCAG
This is a messenger RNA of Phanerochaete carnosa HHB-10118-sp, 1088 nucleotides long. RefSeq lists its product as uncharacterized. The coding region runs from base 7 to 996 and encodes 329 amino acids. Gene Ontology annotation, biological process: generation of catalytic spliceosome for second transesterification step; mRNA 3'-splice site recognition. Gene Ontology annotation, cellular component: post-spliceosomal complex; post-mRNA release spliceosomal complex; catalytic step 2 spliceosome. Lineage: Eukaryota; Fungi; Basidiomycota; Agaricomycetes; Polyporales; Phanerochaetaceae. The transcript is spliced from 5 exons. The record is from RefSeq and is a predicted model, not a curated record.